This is a messenger RNA of Aplysia californica (California sea hare), 3277 nucleotides long. Its product is annotated as ubiquitin-conjugating enzyme E2 A. The record is from RefSeq and is a predicted model, not a curated record. Gene Ontology annotation, biological process: DNA repair; protein polyubiquitination; proteasome-mediated ubiquitin-dependent protein catabolic process. Gene Ontology annotation, cellular component: HULC complex. NCBI's taxonomy places the organism in Eukaryota, Metazoa, Mollusca, Gastropoda, Aplysiida, Aplysiidae. The coding region runs from base 182 to 649 and encodes 155 amino acids. The transcript has 5 exons. Gene Ontology annotation, molecular function: ubiquitin conjugating enzyme activity.
GUCAUAACACCUCGAGUCGACUUUCGAGAACCCGGAUGAGAGUGUAGCAGAGUCAGGAGCUACAAUUUUCGCACAGGGACGUAAGACUAUCUGCUGGGGUUGAAAGAAUCAUUUUUAGAAUAUCUUUUUGGCCCAUCUGUGUUCACAUAAAUUACCUGUUGGCAGAUUGUUGUACUUCAAGAUGACUACUCCAGCCAGGCGGCGUCUAAUGAGAGAUUUCAAAAGGCUUCAAGAGGACCCGCCUUCUGGCGUGAGUGGAGCUCCUUCAGACAAUAACAUUAUGUUGUGGAACGCAGUAAUAUUUGGGCCUCAUGAUACCCCUUUCGAAGACGGUACUUUUAAACUGACCAUAGAAUUCACAGAAGAGUAUCCAAACAAGCCCCCCACAGUUCGGUUCAUUUCCAAGAUGUUUCAUCCAAAUGUUUAUGCCGAUGGAAGUAUAUGUUUAGAUAUCCUACAGAACCGAUGGAGUCCUACCUAUGAUGUGUCUGCCAUUCUGACCUCAAUCCAGUCCCUUCUAGAUGAGCCCAACCCCAACAGCCCUGCCAAUAAUGUAGCAGCUAAGCUAUACCAGGAAAAUCGUAAAGAGUAUGAGAAAAAGGUCAAGGUCAUUGUGGAAGAAAGUUGGAUCUUCAUUGGGGAAGUGUGAGUGUCCAUGUGGAAGAGAAAGAACGUGACCAAGUUGUUUUUUUUUUUUAUGGUUCAUCUGUUUUUGUUUUGUUUGUUUGUUUUUUUUGUGCUUUUCAUCAGCGAUGCACUUCAUUGUGGCCUACCAUGUUUUGGAAUCUGAUGUUGUUGACUUGUGCGUUCAUAACAUUGUCGUUGACUCUGUGCUCCAUGAGAAUUUGCUUUACUUUUCUGGGCCUGUGAGUAGAUUGGGGGGGUGGCUGUGUGGUUUUGUUUUUGCUUACAAGACUUUCCUGAAAAAAAUUGUUUAGUUAGUAAAAUUUUAGGCUAUUGCAUUUUAAAAAAAUGUUGAGACAUAAAUGUUAGAAAAAGCCACAAAACUAACUUGUUUGUAUUUGAGUUUUUGCAAUCAUUGCAUCUUUGCACUAUUGAAAAGGGCAGCAGAAGUGUUGCCACAAAGUUCUGCUGUUGUAUCGUGUUGAUACCAGCUGAGAAGAAUUUUUUAGCGUCAUUUAUCCAGAUUGGAAAGUGCCUCACAACCUGUCCCCCUUUCUCUACAACUGUACUGGCUCAUGGAAGGGAAACGGUCGUCUGGCAUUUCUUUCCAUAUUAAGAGAAACGCAUCCUUCCCACACCCACAUUUAUAUAUAUAGAUAGAGGCCCAUUGAUACAUCCCUCUCAUAUGCAUAUAUAUAUCAUGUAUAGAUAUAUAUACACAAUGGCCUACAGUGUUUUCCUCAUCAUAUGCUGUUUAUACCUAUGGCAAGUUACGGCUUGCGGCAGGAAAUGGCGAGUGUGAGUAUUAAGAGCUGAUCACUGAGGAAAAUUGCCACCUUGGAUUGAAACGAUCCUAACCCUUUGUUGAUGAUAUUUUCUACAUAUUUAUUCUCCCCCCCCCUCCCCCCAACAAAUUGUCCAAUUUGAAAGUACUUAGUACUCUUUAUAAAAAGUUUGUGGUUCUCCUACUAGAGGUUUGAGUGUGGUUCUCACGUGAGAUUUGAGGUGUGUGCUGGAUGCAGCGCUGUGUUGUGCAUGAAGAGCCUGGUUAUCACAAUUUUAUGAUUGGAAGACAAAUGUCCAUGUAGUAUUGCUUUUUUUAACCCUUUGUUGGAAACACAUAGUUGCCCUAUGUUCACAGACAGUGAGAGAAGUGCCACAGUGUCUUUCCUGUCCACAUGAAAAUGUUGUCAAAUCGAAUUUUUGAAACGUCCCAGAGCUCUGAUCUUUUCUGUGCUCCGGUAAAUGCUUUUGUCUUAUUUUGAACUUUUUGAACAUUUUGAACAUUUUCAAACUCUUUUCACAUUGCUUGGAUGAGGUUUGACAAUAUUAUCAUUUUACCGAGUUAUUCUUUGCCAACAACGGAAGGAACGACAUAUCGUAAAGGAGUGGGCUCAGUAUCUCGGUGCGUGUGGCAGUAUCUCGAUGAGUGUGCCACAACGGUCAAGCGUCAGUAUGGGCUGAAUCUUCUCCUUCUACUGUUGUGACAAGAUACAGUGGAGUCCGCAUUAACUGAACACAUUUCAUUCGGGGGAAAAAAGGGAUAAUCUGAACUCGAAGAAAAUAAAAUCUACUGAUUUUUUUUUGGGGGGGCCUCUAUUUCAACAUCAUCUCUAAACCGGGAAACCUGGCUCAUCCCAAGAAAAUCUGAUGGUCAUGGAGAUUUUUGCUUUUAAGCGGACUCCACUGUAUCUCUGGACCUGUGAAAAUUCAGUAAUGAAUAGAACUAGUUAGGCAACCAUUAAAAUGUUAGAAAAAAUAUGUAAAAAGUAAAAUCUCUUUCUCCCGAGAUAAAUGUUUGCCUGUUUCAGCCCUAUUCUGAUUCCUGUACUGAUGUAAGUAAAUCAACUAGCUUUUGAGAUGUGUCAGAAAGUCUUGUCGUAAUCGUCCCAUUGCCCCAAAGUGAAAGCUGUACUGUUUGUUUUCUUCACAUGAUCCUCAAUCCAAGCCGAGCUACACCAAAUAUUUCUGGACAACUGUGGCGGGUGAUUGGUCAGUCGUUGUUGUGCUAUUUUGUCACAGAGGAUGUUCGUCGUUUGUCUUCUUUAAUUUUCCGGGAAAACUUUUGUCAUGAUCUUAUCGAAGGAGUUUUGUCCUGUUAUUUGCCUUGAGUCAGGUCCUGUCUUGUUGUGGAACUUGGAAGAUGAUUUUGAGUACGCUAUGUGUGUGAAGUAGGAAGAUGAUUCCUUGAGUUCUUGAAGUUAAGGUUUUCUGCGGCAUGCAAGAUUGAUCAGCUGUUUUAACUUUCUCACCUGUAUUUCUUAAUUUCCUGUGCGUGCACAAGGUCAUAAAAUAUAUAUGCUCGGCGUGGGUUACUGUAUGACGUGUCGGUUGUCAUGUUACGGUGUUGUCGUGUGUGUGGAUGGCAUCGUGUCUACCCCGUGGGAGACUUGGGAGGACAAAGUCCAUCCUCGUCCAGCCCCCUCAUCGUCUCAUCUCCUUCUUCUGUACACAUGUAUGUUGUCGUUGGAAACAAGCCGAGAACGGUCAUAGUAUAGAUCCACGUUGGUUUGGAUUCUUCUUUUUCACCCCCGUCAUUGUUAUUAAGAUAUUUUGAAAAGAAAAGUAAAUUGUACUGGUGGCUUGUUUCUCUCCUGUGUUACAGCAUAAUUGUACAAAUGUAAUAAAGGUUGUAAGAUUACAGUGCAUUUCA